CACCUAUGUCCUAGUGUGAAGCGUGCUGGGAACGCGUAUUGCUAGUAGAAACUACCUGCUUGCAUACAGUAGACAGGUAGGAGAUUAAUCAGUUAGGUCCUGUACAUAGCGACUUGCAGUACCUACCCCCACCUGACGAUCUCACUAAUCGUGUCAGAGGAAGUCAUCCCGAACCCACCUCUCCCACCUCCCACCUCAUCAAGCAGAAUCAACUUUUCCCACCUCUCCCUACUACUUCUCCUUACGUAUUCCCUCUUCUUUUUUCUCCCACAAUCACAUCGUCACAUCUCCCCCUUCUUUCAGUAAUAGACAAGAGCUCUGUCCAGUAGAUCUGCAAUCAUGGGCUACACCGACACAGAUUGGCUUGCCAUCAACACCAUCCGCGUUCUUGCGGCUGAUGCUACGGCUCAUGCCAACUCGGGCCACCCGGGUGCGCCCAUGGGUAUGGCACCUAUUGCCCACGUCCUUUUCAACAAGUUCAUGAAGUUCAACCCUAAGAACCCCGACUGGGUUAAUCGCGAUCGAUUCGUGCUUUCAAACGGUCACGGUUGCAUGCUCCAGUAUGCCCUUCUCCACCUAUUCGGCUAUGCUGUCUCUAUGGAUGACCUCAAGGCUUUCCGAAGCAUUGACAGCAUAACCGCUGGUCACCCCGAGUCCCACGACACCCCUGGUGUUGAGGUCACCACCGGACCCCUCGGUCAGGGUAUCUCCAACGCUGUUGGUCUUGCUAUCGCCGAGGCCCAAACCGCUGCCAACUUCAACAAGGACGGCUACAAGAUCAUUGACAACUACACAUAUUCUUUCUUGGGUGAUGGUUGCUUGAUGGAGGGUGUUUCUUCAGAAGCUUGCUCUCUUGCUGGACACCUGCAGCUCGGCAACCUGAUUGCCAUCUGGGAUGACAACCACAUCACCAUUGAUGGAGACACCAACUGUGCCUUCACCGAGGAUGUUGUGAAGCGAUAUGAAGCAUACGGCUGGCAGGUCCUCGUCGUCGAUGACGGCGACAACGACCUUGAGGGUAUGGAGAAGGCUCUCCGGGAGGCUCAGUCCGUUAAGGACAAGCCCACACUAAUCAAGCUGAAGACAACCAUUGGUUUCGGCUCCUUGAACCAGGGCACCCACAGUGUGCACGGUGCCGCCCUCAAGGCCGACGACAUUAAGCAGCUCAAGUCAAAAUUCGGAUUCAACCCUGAGGAGAGCUUUGCUGUUCCCCAGGAAGUUUACGAUCUCUACCAUAAGCACUCUGCUGAGGGUGCCGCCGCCGAGGAGGAGUGGAACAAGCUAUUCGCCGAGUACGGCUCCAAGUACAAGGCUGAGCAUGCCGACCUUAUCCGUCGUGUGAAGAGAGACCUUCCAGAAGGUUGGGAGAAGCAUCUCCCUGUUUACACCCCUAAGGACGACGCUAUCGCAUCAAGAAAGCUCUCUGAGACGGUCCUCUCAAAGAUUGAAGGUGUCCUUCCUGAGCUCAUCGGUGGAUCUGCUGACUUGACUGGCUCCAACUUGACCCGUUGGAAGAGCGCCAACGACUUCCAGCCUCCCUCGACUGGUCUGGGUACCUAUGCUGGUCGCUAUAUCCGCUACGGUGUCCGUGAGCAUGCUAUGGGUGCCAUCAUGAACGGUAUCGCUGCUUACGGUACUCUGCUUCCCUUCGGCGGUACUUUCUUGAACUUCGUAUCUUACGCUGCCGGUGCUGUUCGUCUCUCCGCUCUAUCCCAGGAGCGCCUUAUCUGGGUUGCUACCCACGAUUCCAUUGGUCUCGGUGAGGAUGGUCCUACCCACCAACCUAUUGAGACUCUGGCCCACUUCCGUGCGCUGCCCAACACAAUGGUCUGGCGCCCUGCCGACGGUAACGAGACUUCGGCUGCGUACUACGUUGCCUUGACCUCAAAACACACACCAAGCAUCAUUGCUCUCUCGCGACAGAACCUUCCUCAAUUGGAAGGCUCUACUAUCGAGAGGGCUAUUAAGGGUGGUUAUGUAACCCACGAGGUUGAGGGUGCCCAGAUCACACUCGUGUCAACCGGCUCUGAAGUUUGCAUCUGUAUCGACGCCGCUAAGUACUUGGCCGAGAAGCACAACAUCAAGGCCCGUGUUGUCUCUAUUCCUUGCUUCGAAGUCUUCGACACACAAUCCAAGGAAUACAGACUCAGCGUUCUCCCCGACGGCAUCCCAUCACUGUCUGUUGAGGUCAUGAGCACAAUGGGUUGGGAGCGAUACACACACGAGCAGUUCGGUCUGAACAGAUUCGGUGCUUCUGGUGCUUACAAGGAUGUUUACAAGAAGUUCGAAUUCACCCCCGAGGGCGUUUCCAAGCGUGCUGUCGCCACCAUCGAUUUCUGGAAGGAUGUGCCCAACGUCCGUUCGCCCAUCAACCGUGCAUUCCAGCAGAUUAUUUAAACGUGUGGGAGGAGUGACGAUACCAACUUUGAUGUAUUAAUGAUGCCGUACGUAUUUAGUACGAGCCAGGAUCUAUAGACAGCCAAAAUGAAAAAAGUUUCCAAUUAGACAACAUGGGUGUCCUUUAUCAUUAAACGCUGUAAAUUUCAUAUCGCUAUGAACUGACGUACUAGAUUUCCGUGGACUCAAUGCCAUCUUGUGAACGGCAAUACAUCUUCUGAAUACGUUGAAAACGCUUCAGAGAAGCGCAAGCGCUGCCUUACAUAAGUAAAGCCACUUAGAAGUGUUAUCCAAAUCUUCCCUCUGACUUAUUCCCAUGAGGAUAGGCCAUCUGAUGUUGAAC
Molecule: messenger RNA, 2740 nt
Organism: Xylaria bambusicola
Lineage: Eukaryota; Fungi; Ascomycota; Sordariomycetes; Xylariales; Xylariaceae
Product: transketolase
Exons: 6
Coding region: 340-2397 (685 amino acids)
Biological process (GO): pentose-phosphate shunt
Cellular component (GO): cytosol
Molecular function (GO): transketolase activity
Source: RefSeq, a predicted model, not a curated record